UGAUGACACAAUCAUGGCGGCUCCUUCGAAGUGGGCAUGAUGCCGAAAUGAGCAUAAUAACCGUGCAAAUUGGUCAGUGUGGUAACCAGCUCGGCUUUGAGUUCUUUAAUGUGCUUUCUCAAGACAUCAGACGUGCAGAGAGUGCCGAAUGUUAUAAUGGAUACAGCCAGAAGUACUGCCAACAGUCGAACGAAAGGUUCUUCACAAGUGACUCCAAGGACGGACUGGUAGCUAGCGCCGUGUUGAUCGAUACAGAGAAAAAGGUCGUGGGCAAAGCACUGGUUGAUGCCUGCCGGAGCAAUCAAUGGCACUACGCGAAGGACUCGUGCUACACUCAUCAGCAAGGAGCCGGAAACAACUGGGCCUCUGGCUACAUCGAACAUGCCGAGAGAGGCCUGGACAGCAUCAUGGAGCUGAUACGACGCCGCGUGGAGAGAUGUGACUGGCUAGACGGUUUUCUCCCCCUAAUGUCGCUCGGUGGCGGAACUGGCAGUGGGCUUGGCACCAAGGUUACAGAGGCUCUCAGUCAAGACUACCCAAACACCCCACUCGUAAACAUUGUGGUGCGGCCAUUCAGCUCGGGGGAGGUGGCCGUGCAGGCUUACAACGCAGUGCUGUCACUGUCCCACCUGCAAGAUUCCUCUGACGCUCUCAUUGUCCUAAACAACGACGGACUGCAUCACGUGGCUAGCAAGCGCUGGGCCGUGAAGAACGCGUCGCUCUCUCACCUCAACAUUGUGGCCGCUCAACAGCUUGCCUGCCUGCUUCAACCCAGCAAAACGGCCGAGGGCUUGCCCACCCGAAUCGGUGAUGUUCCUGUGGAGCUGGGCUGCCACUCCCAGCUGCGCUUGGUGACGCUGCUCCAGGUCCCCCAGGAGCCGCCGCACGUGGCACCCUUCAGCUGCGCCACCUGGCCAGGCCUGGUGCGCUCUUUGCACAAGAUGCGCCUCUGCCGAAGCAGCACUGACGAAGCCAUGGGCGCCGAAGGGAGGCCCCUGAGGAGCGUGGCCGCCCUCUCGGUGGCCCGCGGAGACGGCCUUUCGUCUUCCGGGGCCCCGGUGCCCGGCGAAGCCCUCUUCGGCGCCCCCUCGCCGGCCUCCUGGACGUGCCCCCGCCGCUUCCUGGGCCGGGGCAGGACGCUGUUGCUGGCAGACAACCACCAAGGCUGCCUGUCCUUCCUGGAGCCCCUGCUGAGCCGGGCCUGGGGCCGCUUCACGGAAGGCGCCUUCCUGCACCACUACACGCGCCACGGACUGCAGGUCGAGGACCUGGCCGACGCCUUUGUGCGCCUGGAGCAGACGCUCGAGGCCUACAGGCAGCUCUCGGGCUCCUAGCGGCAGGCGGCGCCUCCGAGGUGCGUGGAACGCGUCUUCGACUUGCUCCGACUGGUGCUCCUUCUGUCGCUUGUAAUGGCUUGGUUUCCGCCCGACGAUGUUGCGGCGGAGUUCGAUGCGGCAGAUGGGAACCAAAGCAGACGCGAGAUGGGACGGCUCGAUGACGGCGACUUGAGACGGCGCGACAGGCUGGCCCCAGUGACGUCGUCCGUUGCCACUUCGGGACCACUUUUGAUGCGUGGGUGGAAUGGCACGCUAACCGAUCGAAGACACGUUCCAGCCACCAGAGCACAACAUCGUCGGUGUCUUUGUGCAACUAGGAAAGCUCAACCGGCGAGAGAUGCGAACUGGGCAAAAGCUGUCGGGGUACCAGUUGUCGGUGGUCCGCUCGUAGUCGAACACGCUGGUAAGUCGGCUCGGCGAAGCAAAGCGAGCAGUGCAACGAACUCGGGAACUGGAGGUGGGAGACAGCUUGCUGGUUCGAGGUGUCAUCUGUAAUUGGAAGUGAUGAUAUUCAUUGUGCGUCGAGAUAGAAACGCCGAGAAAUGCUCCACUUUCCCUAUACAGGGUGUUUUGUGAAACGUGGGCCAAAUCACUCCCACAAAAAGCGUAUGCAUCGCACAGAAAGAAAGUUAAUGUCCUUUUAUUGUCUGCCAAAGGGCCUAUUUAGAAAAAUCUAAAAUAUUUGGUAGAAUUUCUGUUUUAAUUACUUUCGAGUCAUUAAAUUUUUAAGUAUAAAUUCCUGAGAAACACCAAAAUCGGCGCACUUUACAUAUAUGUAACUUGUGCGCAGUAAUUUGUGGCAUUCUGGAAAAAAUGUUCAAUCUGGACGUGGUUUUGGUUCCUUGUCAAGAUACAUCUCCACGCCAGCGGUCCUGCUCCCUCGGCAAAGAGCCCAACUAACGUGCGACACCGCGCUUUUUUCGCAUGACGGAGAUGAACCCAAGAAUAAAGCUUAUUCUUGCAAUGUCAUUCAAACGGCACAUUGUCUCGUUACGCCGGCAAGCGUCACACUUCAUUCUUCCCUACGAAGAAGACGAGUUGGUGCUUGCAUACUUUGUCCAUGGGACCAGGACUGCUGGCACGGAGGCGUGCUCCAAUAGAAAAUUGAGUGUUUUUUUGGAAUGCCGUAAAGUGCUGCACGUGCCUGAUUUUUUUGUAAAGUGCAAUGAUUCGGUAUUUUUCGACAAUGCCCAGAAAGUUUCAAAUUGAGACUAUGCCUUCAAAUUUACUAAUAAAAAGUUAAUUACUCGAGAGUAAUUAAGAACCUAAUGAUACUGAACGGUGAUAAUUUUUCUGAAUAGGCUCUUUGACCGAGACCGAUAUGACAUCAACCUUUUUUCUUGGCGAUGCAUACUUUUUGCAGUCGCAAUUUGGCCUACGGACAAGCAAUUUGACUACCUCGGUUUGUUGAGCAACACGAGUUGGGGACUGAUCUUGUGUAUGUACGGUAUCCCUCCAAGUGAAACCAAACCAGUGCCUCAUUAUAUGCAAUUUUAUUUAGAGAACUAUUAUUUUCUUGCCAUAUUAAUUUUAAAAGCAUCAGUAAGGUAAAGGGUAUAAAUAGUGCAGUACCUACAUUGACAUACAUUGUGUUCUGUAAAAUUGCAAACUGUUAUUUUCUCGUAAUGAAUUUCGGAACGAUUUGUGAUGGCGAGUCUUUACACGAAGUGUGAUGUGAAAUGCUAUGUAUAGUUUUCUGCAAACAUGUAGACGAUUCACUGUAGGCAAUACUGAAUGUGCCAUAGGGUGAUUUUGAUAUAUUAUUUGUGAGUGAAAAUAUGCCAAGGUGUAUAGGCCUUAUCCCAGUUCAUUUUCUUGAAAAGUUUACUAAGGCAGGGGUGGAACGGCUGCGCCAUCUGCGCCAUCUUGCGCCAGACGCAUUUGUCUAUGCCAUCCUGUGCCAUGUUGCGAACACUGCGCCACAGCCAAUAAAUACCUCGCGCCAUUAUGCACCAAAUUGCGAAACAUGCACCAAAAAAAUUGUAUUUUGUCUUGGUUUUGGUUUCUAUCAACUUGAUUGGCAACAAUGAGUGCAUUUAGCUUGGUCGGCCUUGCAAUCCUAUGUUCUCUUUAUUUUCCCUGUGUAUUCCGAGUCGAAAGUGCGCGAAAAAAACUCGGGAGUUGGAUUCCAAGCGCUACACCACCUGCGUAAAACAUCAUUCGCUCAUGUGAUAUGGACCCACCACCUGCGACUGGAUCGUUAUUCUUCAACCAUCAGCAGUUAAGCAUGUCGGCCGAGGUGAGGCCCGGGAUCCGGACGUCAGCCAGUUGAAAACAAAUGAGCAAAAGAUUCCUUUUAGUGCUUCAUCGUUAGAAGUUGGAACCACAUUCCCUCAACAUAAAUCGUGAUUUGAUAGAACUAAACACAGUUCGAUCUGAAACCUUGCCGGCGAGCAGCUCUCACACGAGCGGUAAAUCUGCUCGGCGUACUUUAACCUGGGUCCUGCUUAUCGCUUAGAAUACGAUAACUCCGUUAAUCGUUGUUUGUUGCUUCGAUAUUGAGUGGCACAAUAGGAUAAACUCGAAAUUUGUUGCCCUGUUCCUCCGCGCAACUGCACGUCCGUUGCUUACGCACGUCACAUGGCUUGCACACAUAAUUACCAUGUCGAGCACGUGUGGGUUGUGCUAUAAGCAGUGCUGUUUUGCAUUUUUAGCAGCUAAAAGCCACUCAGAAAAUUUCAAGGACACUAUUUUCAGAAACAUAUGAUACUUGCUUUUUGGUUCUCAUUAAGGCUCACAAAGUUUCAAGUUUUCGCAUCUGUUAUACUGUUAUCCCAUCUACCUAGGUCCCUAACCACUCGUGUUCAUCUUUGCUGCUAAACACCAUUGAAAUUGCUCCCGUGCUUGUCUAAGACACAAGCUGAAGUGCAAUGAAAACUGAUCUGAGCUGCUCCUAGCCCUGCUCCAGAAUGUAGUUUUAGCUGCUCCCAACCUGCUCCAAAACAGCUGUACAUUUCACGAGUUCCACCCCUGCUAAGGUUAUGUUUAUGAUCUCUCACCUUUGUAGAAAACAGUGGCACGCCAUAUCACCUUCUGAUUAACUCUGUGACAAUCCUCACUGUACAUGUAUGGCGGCAAUAUACAUUUGAAAGUACCUAACAUGCGAAAGUGUGCACCAUGGGAGGUGUUUCCAUUUGGCAUGUUAAGACUGCUGACCGGGCGAGUUGGUGGCUCAUGUUAUUUAAUGUUACAGCGCACCAAAAAAAAAACAAAAAAACACAGGCACACUAACAGAGCGCUGAGAGAUUCUGUUAUUUUUAAUGUGACUGUGUCCAUGAGCAUUUUCUUUUUUGUGCGCUGUAACAUUAAAUAACAUUCGGCACAUCUUUGGCGAACUAUAAACUUUAUAUUCGCACUGUGUUUAGCUUUGCUGGGGUUAUUUAUAGUGUUGAAACCAGGCGCUUUGCUCAGGUGACACGCACAGCCACGUCCCUUGUUCUGGAGCGCCAGUUCCUCCAAUUCAGACCUUUAAAGGGAUGCUGAACCGAAAUCUGGAUUCCACAAAACACGGCGGCAAAAGCGUGCAACGGGAUGCUAUAAACACCAAAACAUCGCUCAUACAGCGAUAUCUCCGAAUGGAUGACCAUGUUUUCUAAAAAAAAGGAGGCACAUUUGACAGAUAUGUUGACGUCUUGUUUCUCCGAGAAGGAGAGGGAACGGCCUCGCGUCUUCUCCGCCUCGCCGCCUUGAAGGUGCGAAGCAGAGAGAGGAGGAAAUGAGAUAUGUUGACGUCGUUCAAUCUCAACCUCUUUUUCCAAAAAUACGGCCAUCCAUUCGAGAUAUUGCCUUAUGAGUAGUGUUGUAGGGAUUGUAGCAUCCACCCUAUAGCUCCUGCAUUGUUUUCUGAAAUCCAAAUUUCGGUUCACCAUCCCUUCAACGUUUCUCAAAGUUGAACUCGGAGGAUGAGAGCUUAUUAUUUUGAUAGAGAAGCUCUUUAAAGUAGCUCCAGUUUUAAACCUGAAACCACCGAAUUGCCGCGGAAACGGACGGUGCGUCCGCUUCCGCGACAACUCGAUGGUUUUAGAUAUAAAACCGGAGACACUUUACAGAGCUUCUCUACCGAACGGUGUUCCUUCUAGAUCGGGGGUCUCCAAGCACCGGCCCAAGGGCCAAAUCCGGCCUGCUGAAGUCUUUUGACUGGCUUAUAUCUGCCCGCGGCCCGAUUCCAGGAAGUCCGCAGCUAGCAGCACAAAAGCGUGCGCAAAGAGACGGCACCGCAACCUAAACAAAAAUUUAAAAAAAACUAGGAAAGAACUGCCUAUCGUAACGCUUCUCCUCUCAUCAUAUUAUUCAUUGAACAUUGUCAUCGCCAUUUUUAGUUCCCGGUGUUUGUGUAACUUCGUAAUAUAUCUGCGUAACCACAUUUGUUCAAAUUCCUUCGCGUUCCCAUGUACAUAUUGUGCUUAGAGUCCUUUGUCGUAGCUAUUGCAUAUUGUCAGCAUCACUUCUCUCAUUCUCACUAGUCUUCUGCCCUGUGUCAACAUGCCGAAGUUCCUAUGCGCUUUGAUUUAUGCCUAGUGGGUUUCCUGGUUCCCAAUUAUUGUGUUAUAGUAAUUAUCUAAAUCAGUGGUCCUCAAAUGAGGGUCCACGGACCCUUUGGGGAUCGCGAAGGCAUUCAGGGGUCCUCGAUGCCCUACCUCAUCUCUCAAGCCCAGCAGGAAAAGUUGUAUUUUUUCAGAUUGAGAAAAAACAUUCUAAAUUUUUGAGCGA
Ixodes scapularis (black-legged tick) is the source of this 6047-nucleotide messenger RNA. Its product is annotated as tubulin delta chain. The record is from RefSeq and is a predicted model, not a curated record. Gene Ontology annotation, cellular component: cytoplasm; microtubule. NCBI's taxonomy places the organism in Eukaryota, Metazoa, Arthropoda, Arachnida, Ixodida, Ixodidae. Gene Ontology annotation, biological process: microtubule cytoskeleton organization; mitotic cell cycle. The transcript is spliced from 6 exons. Gene Ontology annotation, molecular function: GTP binding; structural constituent of cytoskeleton. The coding region runs from base 3 to 1334 and encodes 443 amino acids.